Dufourea novaeangliae is the source of this 3538-nucleotide messenger RNA. Its product is annotated as DNA excision repair protein ERCC-6-like. The transcript has 15 exons. Gene Ontology annotation, cellular component: nucleus. Lineage: Eukaryota; Metazoa; Arthropoda; Insecta; Hymenoptera; Halictidae. Gene Ontology annotation, biological process: transcription-coupled nucleotide-excision repair. The record is from RefSeq and is a predicted model, not a curated record. Bases 1 to 3459 code for a protein of 1152 amino acids. Gene Ontology annotation, molecular function: ATP binding; ATP-dependent chromatin remodeler activity.
AUGGAGACUGAUGAGCAAAGUGCUAAGGAAUCUGACGACGAAAAACCAAAUGAAACUAACGUCAAUGAAAUUAUUAUAAAUGUUUCAGAGAAGGUUUUAUCGGUCAGAAGCGAAGAAAGUAUCCUUCGUGAAGCAUCUGAGGAAAUUGAAAACAUUGUGAAAGCAAGUUUGCAUGGAACAGGAUCUGAAGAUUUAAGUGUUGAUGAAUCUAAUAAACAUGAUAUUGCAGAUUGCCCACGACAAAUAGAAUUAAAGAAACAGGUUCUGAAUGGAGAAAUUACACCAUUUCAAGCAAUCGCAAAACAAUCAGAUUCAUUAAAAGCUAAAUGGACAUUUGGUAAAUCAUCCGAUUUGCUUGAUCUUGAAAAAUAUCUUCAACAGCAGGCUGAGCUUGCUAAACAGAGAAAAGAGCUAAAGGAGAAGUCAAAAGCAUCUGUUCACAGAGAUCAAGCAGUUCCUUUAAAAAAAUCAAAAUUAUCAAGCAGCAGCUCUAAAGAAUAUAAAAUUCUAGAACAAACGAAAUCUAAAGGCACUAAAAGAAAAGUGUUACUUGAAGUUGAAAAAACCAAAGAUUUAAAUCAAAAUGAUGGUAAUAAUAUUUAUAGACUGAAUGAAGUAAAUGAUUCUGUCACAGACAGAAGCCAUUCUAGAAACACCUUGAUUUGUUGCAAUACUUCAAAAGAUAAUACACAAGAGGCAGUCAAAGGUACAGAUAUUUCAGAAUCUGUAGAUAUAGAAAAUAACUCUGGUAGUGAUUAUGUUCCAAGUGAUGAACAAAUUGAUUCGGAAGAUGAAAUGCCAUCUUCAAAAAAGAAAAAGACUGCUACAAAAUCUGGUCAUAGGAAAAGGGUCUUCGAUGAUGGAGAUGAACAAAUCUACAGACAGAGGGUGGAGGAAAGUGGGCAUCAAAAACCUAAGUCAAUGCAUAAAAUAGAUAAUCUAUUUAAAGUUCCGCAAUCUAUAUGGAAAAAACUAUACAAAUAUCAAAGAAUAUCUGUGCAAUGGCUGUGGGAACUACACUGUCGCAAUCUGGGAGGUUUAUUGGGGGAUGAAAUGGGACUGGGAAAAACCGUACAAGUUAUCGCGUUUCUUGCAGGUUUGGAUUGCAGCGAAUUACUUUCUGAUGGUGAAAGAUUUAGAGGAUUAGGACCAACUAUAAUUGUGUGCCCAGCUACAUUAAUGGAACAGUGGGUAAAGCAUUUCCACGACUGGUGUCCUAUUUUAAGGGUGGUUGUUCUACAUCAAUCUGGAACUUAUAAUGGUGAUCUGGAGUACUUAAUACAUUCCUUGAAAUCUGGUGGUAUAUUGAUUACUUCUUAUUCCGGAAUGCUCAAGCAUAAAGACAUACUUGUAGCCAAUCAAUGGCAUUAUGUGAUUCUUGACGAGGGACAUAAGAUCAGGAAUCCAGAGGCAAAAAUCAGCAAGGCGGUAAAAGAAUUCUCGACACCACAUCGACUGUUACUGACCGGCAGUCCAAUGCAGAAUUCUUUGAAGGAAUUAUGGUCUCUUUUUGACUUCAUUUUACCAGGAAAAUUAGGCACUUUACCUGCAUUUCUGGAGCACUGCGCUGGCCCCAUUACACGCGGAGGAUAUGCAAAUGCUUCUCCUCUGCAGGAAGCUACCGCGCUUCAGGUUGCCACAAUGCUCAGGGAUGCUAUUACACCGUACAUGCUCAGGAGAACAAAAAAUGAUGUUCAAGAUCAUGUUUGUUUACCAGAAAAGAAUGAGCAGGUAUUGUUCUGCAGUUUAACGGAAGAACAAAAGAACUUGUACAAGCAAUACUUAAGAUCCGAGGAUGUCUCCCUUGUUUUGCAUGAAAAAAGUCAUUUGGAUAAUGGCAGAUACAGAGCGAGACUGUUAAUAGCAUUGUCAGCGCUCAGAAAAAUAUGUAAUCAUCCCGAUUUGUACUUAUAUACGAGCUCAGUUGACUCGGAUGAGGAUGUCGAAGUAUCGGAAGAAACAUUGGAAAAGUUUGGGUAUUGGAAACGUUCUGGAAAGAUGACGGUGGUUCGGUCUCUCCUUAAAAUUUGGAAAAAACAAGGUCACAGAGUACUACUGUUCACUCAAGGAAGACAGAUGAUGCACGUAUUAGAAUCUUUAGUUCAGAGUGAGGAAUAUACGUAUUUGAGGAUGGAUGGAACUACUCCCAUGACACAUCGCCAAGAAAUAAUCCGUUUGUUUAAUUGUGAGUCUUCAUACUUUGUGUUCCUAUUAACUACUCGCGUCGGUGGUUUAGGAGUUAAUUUGACUGGAGCAAAUCGAGUGAUUAUUUAUGACCCAGACUGGAAUCCAGCAACAGAUGCUCAGGCAAGAGAACGUGCCUGGAGAAUAGGACAAAGUAAGAGAGUCACUAUUUACAGACUUAUUACAGCUGGUACUAUAGAAGAAAAGAUAUAUCACAGGCAAAUAUUUAAAUUACUUCUGUCCAAUAAAGUAUUGGAAGAUCCUCGUCAACGAAGAUUAUUCAAAACUUCCGAUUUGGUAGAACUUUUUAACUUACACGAGUCAAUUGAUGGGAAUUCCACCGAAUCAGACCAAUUGUUCCGUGAAUCUAAAUUAACUCCAACCGUUGCUAAGUUCUCGACAAGUAAGAUUGAAAAAAUGCGCAAACUGGCAGCUACGCUUAGUAAAAAUAUAAGUCAAAAUACUUCGAGUUCUGCAUCCGCGACACAAUGUGCGACUAGUUCAAAGAAAAGUUGUAUUCGAAAUAAUGAUAGCGUCCAAGAUAAUAUGAAAAAUAUUAAUCAGUUAUCUAGGGAUAGCAUAAUGGAAAAAGAGACUGAAACUGAAUUUCAUAAGCAAAAUGAAGAUACCUCUGAAAUACAAAAAGAUACUGAGUCGAAUAUGGAGGAAAGCAAAAUCUCAGAAAGUAGUAAAGACAAUAUGUCAGUCGUAAAUAAUGCAUCUUACAGUAAUAAUAAUGUAGAAAAUAAGACAAUUUGUACUCAGACUGACACGAAAACAGAAGGGAUGCAAUGCGAAAGUAAUUUACAAAGUUCUUCGUUCAAUCGUUCCAAAACAACGGAAGCUUCAGACAUAAGGAACGAAACAAUUUCUUCCAAUAGCAAUGAAAACAUGAAAGGGAAAUCGAAUAAAACACAUCAUAAACACAAACGAAAGAAGAAAAGUUCUGUAACAAAAAAGGAUGAGGUGUCUGCCGUAUUUGAAGGAGAACGUGUGUCAUAUUUAAUUGGCCGCCGUCUUGGACGGUCUGAAAAAGACCAGGUCACAUCAUCUGAAGAUGAUCAAUACGUGUUGGAAAAGCUAUUCGCUAAAGCAACUGUUACUUCCGCUUUCCAACAUGAAACAGUAUUGUCGAAUUCAGCAUAUAAUACAGGCGAUGAUCCAAUGCGACGAUUAGCCCGGGAAACGGCACAAAAAAAUAUGGAUCACAUUCGUAAGUCUCGAAAAUGGUGUUGGAGACCCACAUGGGAAUCUUCGUCCUCGAAAGACGAUUAAUCACUUUUGUUAUAAUAUACUGCAGGUUAAUAUUUAACUUCAAUGUAUGUUGUUUGUCAAAUAUUGGAAUCUUUCAAUA